AUGUAUAACCUACGGAUUACACAUUUAUGUUUAUUAAUAUGUUUCAUUUAUCAAGUAUAUGGAUCUUGUCAAAUACCAUUGAUAAUCCGAGGUUCUUGGUUUUCUUGGGAAAAUGGCAUGAAUACUUUGACAGAGAUUAAUGCAGAAACAAUGUCAAAUCGUGGAUCUUGUAUAGAAAUGAAAGAAGAACUUCACGUUAAUUAUACAUUUGUGUUUCAAAAAAAUAAUUGUUAUCAUUGUGUAAAACUCAUCGUUAGAACUGUUAACAUAUUAGAAAAAUUAGAAGCAAGCUGUGUUAAUCUACCACCAAAUGUUGAACCUACGAUAGAACAUGUCUGUAAAGGAUUACGUCCAGAUCAACAAUUAAUAACAUUAUUUUCUGAAAAUUAUGUACCUGUUAAUUGUAGAUCAUCCCUCGAAGGUGUUUGGCAAUUUGCUUAUCAGAAUCGAUUCAGAUUUACAGGAGAAUGUAAUCAUCCAGAUGCACAGAUACGUUCUUGUCAAACUGCAGGCACACAGUUUCUUAUAACUAAUCAAAAGUUUAAUAUAACUUACAAACAAUGUCCAGGCAUGAAAGAAACCUUUGAUGGAGUGGUAGAAUACAGUUGUUUGGGUGAUUGGUUUGUCGACAAGAAUCACUUUUUUGCUGUUGCGAAUACUAAAGAAUCCAGAAAGGAUGAAAAGUACAGAUGUUUCUUAAAAAAUCGUGAUGACGAUUUAUACAUUGGUGUAUCUAUUACAGCAGAAUGUAAUACUUUGAAAACAGUUGAAAAGAGUCCUGAAAGAUUAAGAGUUACACCUGUUAAAGCUGAAGUAGUUGAACCUGGUUGUCGUUUACCUCAAGAUAUGCAUGGCAAUUGGAUAAAUACAGCUAACAUUGAUGCGGAUGUUUUUAUUAAUGAAACGCAUAUCAUUGAAACGUGGUAUCCAGAUGAGGGCCGUUAUAGGCGUACAAUUUAUGUCUGUCGUGAAAUGAGAGAUAGUAGGAUUAUGAUGGCACGGUUAACAGUUGAUGGCUGUCAAAAGGAUUAUGUUUGUUUUGAUGUUGUUCCACGGCAUCACAAUAUUAUCAGAUAUCGUCGUGGUGUUGCAGUAAUUAAAGAUGAUUUUCAUACAGUAUGUUCUUGGGUUCAAUUUCAAAAUACAAACAAUUGGAAAUAUGAUUUAUUCCUAGCGGAAAAUCCUGUACCUGUACGUUGUCCAGUAGCUGGAAAAUACAUGUUUAAACAGAAAGGAGAUGUUCUAUUCGAAACACGUAUUUUGGGUGGUGUUACUUUAUCACCACGUCCAAAUAUUUAUUGUAAACAAAAUAUUUCAGAUUUUUCUGUUUGCGAUACAGAUCAAAAAGAAGUAGCCAUAGACGAAAACUAUUGUUUGUCUGUAGAUUAUUUAGGAAAACCUGUUGAUAUUUACAGUGAACCCGAUUAUAAAAUGAAAUGCAUUGGUUAUUGGAAAGAAAAUUUAAAAUCUUAUCUUAUUACAUACGACGAAUUGGAUCCUUUCAGUAAAUACCGUUGUUGGGUAUAUCAAAGAGCAGAUUUAAAUAGAGUAUUAAUGUCUCAAGCAAUUGGACCAUUUUGUGAUCUUAAACAAGAUGUUACGAGUAGCAAUUAUACAGAAGGUGCAGCAGUUGCGCUCGAGUUGCAAGAAUAUGAACGUGAACGCGAUCAAUGUCCAAUGCAUUUCGAUGAUGGUAGUAAUCCAUGGAUGAAAACUGAAAACUUUAUUACAGUUUUUCGUUAUAAUAAUGGUAACGUGAUUGUAACAUCACCCAUGUUGCUUACUGGACUUUUAAUCUUUCUAUUUCGAUUUAAUUUUAUACAUAUACGAUGUGUCGUAUAGCAUAUAUAUCUAACAAAAGAAAAGACAUAUCUAUUUUUAUUUAAGAUUCUAUUUUGGUAAAACAAUACCAAUGAUUUAGACUAUGAUCUUUUGAUAAUCAUUUCUAUUCGAUAUUAUAUAGGAAAUUAAAGAUAGUGGUAUUAGAUUUUUACUAAAUAAUAGAUAUACCGUCCAUGAGUAAAAAUAUUCCGUCCAAGAGUUACACAUUUAUGUACAUAUAACAUUUUAUUGUAUAACAAUAAUAAUAUUGUUAUUCUAUUUUUUUUUUAAAGCUAAAGUAUUUCACAAAGUUUCCUUUUGAAACUUUAUGUCAUACAACAAGAUGUUAUCAAUUUUAUCAAUCUAUAAAGUAUAGAUAGUAUAGAUCUAUUAUAAAUAUGAAAUUUUAUCAUUUUUUUUAUUAAAAAAUAUAAAGAAUUAUUAAUGAGCUUAUACCAUGUCUCUGUUAUACUUUAAACUAUCAUACAAGAUUGUUAUUUAUAAUCUAAAUAAAUAAAAAUAUGUUUGUAAUCUUAAACA
Messenger RNA from Polistes dominula (European paper wasp), 2361 nucleotides. RefSeq names its product protein undicht (gene udt). The record is from RefSeq and is a predicted model, not a curated record. Lineage: Eukaryota; Metazoa; Arthropoda; Insecta; Hymenoptera; Vespidae. Gene Ontology annotation, biological process: wound healing.